Molecule: messenger RNA, 2126 nt
Organism: Bufo gargarizans (Asiatic toad)
Lineage: Eukaryota; Metazoa; Chordata; Amphibia; Anura; Bufonidae
Gene: NADK
Product: NAD kinase
Exons: 10
Coding region: 515-1654 (379 amino acids)
Biological process (GO): NADP+ biosynthetic process; NAD+ metabolic process
Molecular function (GO): NAD+ kinase activity
Source: RefSeq, a predicted model, not a curated record
AUCAAAUCUUCACUCCCCCUCCUGCAUCGUCUGACCACCACCUUCUCAAAUAGACUUGUCCAAGCUCCCGGGAGAAGCGACGUUCCUCUGCGUUGAGUAGGGUCACUGCUCCAGCUGCUCAAAGACUUUCCUAAGGAAGUUUCUCUGUCUUCAGGUUUGCAGAAGAAGCAGCCUAUCCCCUGAUUGUGAGUGUAAUGGCAGAUAACUGUACGAAGACCCAGCAAACGUUCCUCGCGCUGCCACCAUUUAGCAACACGUGCAGCUGUUUUCACUUAUGUCCCGGGGAUAGAAGACUGCAAGUUCGGUUUUAGAAAUGACUUGAUGUGUAAUUUUCAAGGUCUCUUCCUGCCCUUCGGACACAGGCAAGACAUCUUCCUCCCUUUUUUUUUUUCUUCCUGGAUUCUUUUUCUUCUCCAUCUUUUGGGGAUUUUCCUCCGUUACAAUGCCGUCCUGCCAAUAGCAUUGUCCCCGGGAGCACCACCUUUUUCACUGUUCUUUGGCAUCGGUGAGAUUUAUGCAAGACACCAUGAAGAUAUUGGAGAAAGUGAAGCGGAGAAACUUUCCAGGGAAUACCUGGCAAUGGCAUAUCCAGGACCCUGCAAGCCAGCUUCUAACGUGGAACAAGCCACCCAAAAGUGUGCUGGUGAUCAAGAAGGUCAGAGACGCCAGUCUACUGCAGCCCUUUAAGGAACUCUGCGUGUUCCUUACAGAGCAGAAGAACAUGAUUGUUUAUGUGGAGAAGAAGGUCUUGGAGGAUCCGGCCAUCGUGAACGACGAGAAUUUUGGACCAGUCAAGAAGAAGUUUUGCACUUUUAGAGAAGAUUUUGAUGACAUCUCCAACCGGAUUGACUUCAUUAUUUGCCUCGGAGGAGACGGCACCUUGCUGUAUGCAUCGUCACUUUUCCAGGACAGUGUCCCUCCUGUCAUGGCUUUUCACUUGGGAUCACUAGGGUUUCUCACCCCCUUUAGCUUUGACAACUUCCAGAAUCAAGUCACUCAGGUUAUAGAAGGAAAUGCGGCACUUGUCCUUCGCAGCAGGCUAAAAGUGAAGGUGCAUAAAGAGUACAAAGAGAAGAAGACCAUUGUACAGAAUGGCAUAGAAGAGAACGGGCUCAUUGUGAACCAGCAGGAGAAGGAACAUGUCAAACAAACCAAGUACCAGGUGCUGAAUGAAGUGGUGGUGGACAGAGGCCCUUCUUCUUAUCUAUCCAAUGUAGACGUCUUCCUUGAUGGACAUCUCAUCACUACGGUUCAAGGAGAUGGAGUUAUUGUGUCCACCCCUACUGGCAGUACCGCCUAUGCAGCUGCAGCCGGAGCCUCCAUGAUUCAUCCAAACGUACCAGCUAUCAUGAUCACCCCUAUCUGUCCCCACUCUCUAUCCUUCCGACCAAUAGUGGUACCUGCCGGGGUGGAGUUAAAGAUAAUGCUUUCACCUGAUGCACGGAACACAGCGUGGGUCUCAUUUGAUGGGAGGAAGAGGCAAGAGGUCUGCCAUGGAGACAGUAUAAACAUCACUACCUCUUGUUAUCCCGUCCCUUCCAUCUGUUUCCGAGACCCGGUGAAUGACUGGUUCGACAGCCUGGCCGAGUGUUUACAUUGGAACGUCCGCAAGAAACAAAACCAUUUUACAGGUGACGAGGAAGAGGAGUACUAGCAAUGGCCGGAUUUCAGAGACUCUUUCCAAUUAAAGUGAUCUAUUUUCUUCGAAUACGUGCCCCGGUUAUGGACUACGAUAGACCAAAUCAUACAAAAGUGCUUUUCUUCAGGCUACCAGCUGCAAAGUACUGGUCAAAUCCAACAACCAGCUUCCUUUAUUUAUCUAAACUCGCGUUUAAGACAGAAGUUUAUAUUUGUGUUUCUUAAUAAUGAAACUUAAACCAAUAAAUGAAAUAACCCCUUUUCUGCCAGCACGGCCUGCACUGUAUUGUCCUUUAUCACAAUACAAUGGAGGCCGCUCCUGGUGACCAUGUGGUUAUGUAGAGCUGUUUACAUUUUAUAAUUAACUGUCCCAUACCAGAAAAAAAAUAUUGUAAAAUAUAUUUGUUCUUAUAUUUUCAGAGCCUAUUUUGUGGAAUCUGUGAUUUACACAUUGUACAUAUAUUAAAAUAUAUAUGCUCCAUUCUUGA